Messenger RNA from Oikopleura dioica, 1947 nucleotides. NCBI's taxonomy places the organism in Eukaryota, Metazoa, Chordata, Appendicularia, Copelata, Oikopleuridae. The record is from the annotation of a GenBank genome assembly.
AUGACGCGAGCGCAAACAGCCGGUGACAGUGCGGACGCAGACGGGUUAACCGAAGAUGCCAUGGGCCGUGCAAUACCGAAUAGAUUCACGACACUCUGCGAAGAAGAGCUAAAGAAGCAAGGGAAGUCUUUCUACAGAGCAGAUAGAAUGCGGCUGAGACUGCUGCUGCUCUUCCAGCUGGUCUUCUCAUGUCCCGAUGAAUGCCGGUGUGACACAAGACGCAAGAUCGUCUUCUGUAACGACAGAAAUUUUAAUUCCAUUCCUGCCGGCAUUCCAUCCGACACAAAGCAACUCCAUUUACAGGAGAACGAGCUCUUCGACGAUGACGAGUUAGAUCGCCUUUUGAAGCGUUUGACAAGUUUAGAAAGUCUGAAGCUCUUCAACAACAAACUAACACGCGUUCCAAGGCUCAACUCGAAAGUGCUUCGCGAGAUCUACAUCAACCGAAACAGAAUAUCCUCCGUCACGAGCAGCUCAUUUGAAAACUGUCCGAAGCUGGCGGUGAUUGUGCUUGACGAGAACGAACUCACAAGCGAGUCGAUCGAGGCUGGAGCUUUUGCAUCGCUUACAGAAUUGCGAAGAAUCAGCUACGCUCGGAAUAAUGUUGAAGUAUUUCCAGCCGGAAUGCCUUACUCUUUGAAAGAAAUCUACGCGCCACAUAAUGGAAUGGCAAAAAUACCUGCGACAACGCUGAGUCAACUCAUGAACGUGGAAGUCCUUGAUUUGAGCCACAAUCAGUUGACUGACGAGUCCUUCGGAGGAGAAUCGUAUGGCCUCGCCAAUUUGGUCAAUUUGCGAAAGAUCUAUCUUAGUUACAAUCGACUGCAACAUUUUCCAAAGCAUCUCUCAUUUACAACAGAGUCAGUGUAUUUGAACGCAAACCAGCUUACCGCUAUUGCGAUGACCGAUAUUGAACAUCUUACUAAUCUGAGAAUGCUCGAUCUCGCGCACAACCAACUAUACUCUAUCGAGCCUGGAACUCUACGAAAUCUGAGAAGCCUCACCAACAUCGAUCUUUCAGGAAAUAAUUGGUGGUGCGAUUGUUUCUUGCUGGAUCUUUGGGAGUAUUUAAAAUCAUCUGGCGUGCAUCAUGGAGCACAAGACUCUCCAAAAUGCCGGGAUCCUCGCAAUUCUGCGCUACGAAUCGACGAGCUCAAUCAAAGUGAUUUUGAAUGUAGCCCGAUCGAAUUCGGAUUGCUCAAAGAAAACGGCAACAUCAAAUUGGAAAUAAACGAGUUCGACAUGCCAUCUUCUCCCGAUGUUAGAGUGCAUCUUCAAAAUAUACAAGGAAACCACUCUGUUUCCAUGGUUCUUACGGAAGCUUCAACGGUUUUGAAGACGUUAGAACCAUCGACGGCUUAUAGGAUCUGCCUCUACAAUUUUUACGCCAUGGAGAGCUCUCGCCUCCCUGAAAGCAUGUGCAGUCUAAUUCACACGCCUUACAGCCAGGAGGUGGACUAUUCGGCCACGAUGGAAGCGAUUCCACGAUCGAGACAGCUCGAGCUUGUUGUCGGCAUCGUGACUGGUCUCAUUUUGAUGACGGUUAUUCUUGCUGUGUACUUCGUAUGCUGGAGAAAUGGUCAUCUCAGCGAUCACAAAAAAUAUCACUCACCGCUUGCACAAAGCCAGAAUUUUUUGCAGAGCAGAUCCCUCGAUCGCAAAGCUGCAUUUACUGGUGCUCACUCGACAACAUCAACGACCUUCCAGCUCGCAUCAAUCACUUCGCCUGGGCUAGAGCUUACAGCUGAUGCAUCGAAAGAGUUCGAUGUUACUCUGAUGCUUCGCAAUCCCAUGAUCCCCGAUCCGAGAAGUAGUUUUCACAGUCACGGAGCUUGCUCGUCUGACAACACAUCAGACGGUGCAUAUCAUACUAUGACCUCAUCUGUACACCACCACCAUUCGGUCCCUCAUCAUAAUAGGGCUGAGAGUAUCGGUGUCUUCGUCUAA